Messenger RNA from Prunus avium (sweet cherry), 2958 nucleotides. RefSeq names its product F-box/FBD/LRR-repeat protein At1g13570-like. The record is from RefSeq and is a predicted model, not a curated record. Gene Ontology annotation, molecular function: protein binding. Lineage: Eukaryota; Viridiplantae; Streptophyta; Magnoliopsida; Rosales; Rosaceae.
UUUGAUUUCAGCGGGUUCGUCUAGUCUAUAUAUCAGCACUGUAAGCCGAGCUUUUUCCUUCAAAUCUACUGAUACUGAAGACCCAUUUCGAAUUUUCGAUUUGCAAGAUUUCUUUUAUUCCACAAAGCCCCUCGUCUGAUCCCGCACUCUCACUUCCUAAAUAAUUUGUAUGUGAUGUAUGUUUUUCUUCUCCAUUUUUUCGGGUUCAACUUCUUGCUUAUCGAAUUUGAUUCUUAAAAUGUCUGAAAUUCUUAGUUUUAGUUUGGUGGAUCCGCUGCCAGACAACAUGAUCGGCUAACUGGUACUUGUCUUGGGAAUCGAAACUUGCCUGGCUUAUUAUCUCCAUAUUUUUGGGACAAAUCGAAGGCGAUAUGUGGUCAGAAAAGGAUGAAACAUACUUCUUUUGUAUAUAUGACCAUAUGAAAUCUGGCUAUUGGUUGUGAGAAUGCAAAGACAACCAUUGAAGUCCCCUUGCAAACCGCAGAUGGAGUUGGAUAGGAUUAGCAACUUACCGUGUCAUGUUGUAGAACAAAUUCUGUCGUGUUUGCCGAUUAGGGACGCAGUGAGGACAAGUGUUUUGUCAAGCAAGUGGAGGUACAAAUGGGCUAUGGUUGCGCAUCUUGUGUUCGAUAAUCACUGUCUCUCGGCUCAAAACCGAACAACCUUUGUCAACAUUGUGGAUCAUGUACUCUUACUUCACAUUGGCCCCAUACACAAGUUCAAGCUUUCAAAUCGAGAUUUUCUAGCCACUGGUGAUAUUGAUCGAUGGAUUCUUCAUCUAUCAAGAAGCUCUAUCAAAGAGUUCAUACUUGAAAUUUGGAAAGGGAAUCGCUACAAGAUGCCCUCAUCUUUAUUUUCUUGCCAAGAUAUGUCUCAUUUGGAGUUAUUUAAUUGUUUGUUAAGACCUCCGCCAACAUUCAAAGGCUUCAGCAGAUUGAAGAGCCUUGAUCUUCAGCAUGUUACCUUGGCCCAAGACGUCUUUGAUAAUAUGGUUGUUCGCUGUCCUCUGCUUGAGAAAUUGACUGUGAUGAACUUUGACGGUUUCACCCUUCUCAACAUUGAUGCACCAAAUCUCCAAUUCUUUGACGUUGGAGGUGUUUUUGAAGAUGUUAAUUUUAAGAAUACCUUAAAUCUUGCUGUAGUCUCCAUUGGUUUGUACGAGCAUGUUUGCAACUACCAAAGACGAGGGCCUCCUGGCAGUUCUAGCCAUUUGCUCAAGUUUUUUGCUCACCUGCCUCGUAUUCAAAGACUGGAAAUUCAGAGUUACUUUUUAAAGUAUUUGGCUAUUGGUACCUUGCCAGGAAAGCUGCCUAAACCAUGUCUAGUUCUGAAUUAUCUUUCUAUUCGCAUAAGCUUCACUGAUUCAGAUGAGAUCUUAACUGCUGUAUGCCUUUUGAGAAGCUCCCCUGCUCUACAAGAAUUAGAAAUUUUGGUCCGGCCAGAGGAUACAACUUGUGCAGGAACGGUUAACUUUCAGUUAGAUGACAACUGGAAUGGUCCAAUUGCCCGACUGCGCCGUGUGAAAAUAAACGGCAUCUCUGGUACCAAACCCGAACUAGAAUUCAUCAGACUUCUACUUUUAGGUUCACCCGCGCUUGAGAAGAUGACUGUUAAGCCCGCUUCUGUCACCUGUGGUUGGGAGAUUGUAAAGAAGUUGCUUCAGUAUAGGCGCGCCUCAGUACAUGCAGAGAUAAUCUACUUAGACCCAUGACAUGACUCAUUAAUGAGUUUUGGCAGCUAUGAGGACUUUCCUGCUGAAAGGAAUGUUGGUUUUGUAUGAAGUAUUAAUGAUGUAUGUUUAUUUUUCUGAACAAUGUCUCAUGUUGGUAAUGCCCUUGCAUUUGUGGAAUCUGAUAUCAGUAAGCUCUGAGAUCUGGAUUAACUUUGCAUGAAUAUUGCAUAAUGCAUGCGAUUAGGAGAUAUGAUAUUUUGUAGGGGAAUGCUAGCAACCUUUUCUUUAACCUUCUCUUUUGGACCUUCUCCAUUCCCAAUGCCCCAUGGCUGAAGCGGUUUGGUGUCACUGCUCCUGUUGGGACUUUCUUCAGAGGGUGGUGGCUGUGGACCUCACAGCUUGGUUCUAAGGUGUUGCCCUCACCCGUUCAGCCCUUGAGUUAGAGCAAGUCAUGAUGCGUAUGUGGGCUCUGUGGAACGAACGUAACCAAGUGGUGUGGAAUGAACGUCGGCGGAGUGUGGCAGAAUUUUUUAGCGGAGCCAUCCGGCUUCUGCAUGAAUCUCAUGAGCUUCAGCACCAUUCUCGGAUUCCUCCGUCUUGAGUCAAGGCAAAAUGGCAGCGUCCUUCCUUGGGGAUUAUCAAAAUCAAUUUGGGAGGGGCUUUUCGAGACGCGACGGGGAUUGGAGGGAUUGGACUUGUGGCUCGUGACCAUCAAGGCACUUUCCUUGCAUGUAAAUUGGUGGCUGUUCAGGGGGUCUCCAACCUUCUACAUGCAAAAUUACUAGCUUUAAAGGAGGGGCUUUUGUUUACCCAAAGAUGUUGUUUACCCAAAGAUGGCCUAAUGUGCAGUGGCUCAUUGAAGGAGAUGGUCAAGGAGUUGUUAACGUUCUAAGCCAAGUAUCACAGGACUUGUCCCACUUGGGUUGUUUAGUUGACAACUGCAAACUAUUACUAGCGCAGCAUGACAGUAUAUUGUUACAACAUGUGAUGAAGGAGGCUAAUGAAGCUGCUGCCAGGCUCGCUAGGAUGGCAUUACACUCCUCUGGGGAGGCUGAGUGGCUCUGGAACACCCCAACAGUUUUGUAUGAUGCGUUAGUUGCAGACUCUUUUUAAUCCCUUUGUUUCCAGAUAUCGUAUUUUGUACGGCUGGCAGGUGUGGUACUCUUUCCUACCCCGGGGUUUUAUCCCACGUGGUUUUCCUUGGGAAGGUUUUAACGAGGCCACCUUUACAUGCCCUUUUGUAUACACUUUUCACAGUUGAAUGGAAUGAAACCCAUCACUUCCCC